This is a messenger RNA of Linnemannia hyalina, 669 nucleotides long. The record is from the annotation of a GenBank genome assembly. NCBI's taxonomy places the organism in Eukaryota, Fungi, Mortierellomycota, Mortierellomycetes, Mortierellales, Mortierellaceae.
AUGGCUUCCCGCAACUUUAUCCACUCUGGUCGCAAGAUCAUCGCCAUCGGCCGCAACUUUAGCGAGCACGCAAAAGAGCUCGGAAACGCCGUCCCCAAAUCGCCCUUCUUUUUUCUCAAGCCCACAUCCUCAUUCAUCUCCAACGGUCAAGCCAUCGAGGUCCCCAAGGGUUGUGAAGUCCACCACGAGGUUGAGCUGGGUGUCGUUAUCGGAAAGGACGGUCGUGACAUCUCGGCCAAGGAUGCUCAUCACCACAUUGCGGGGUAUACCUUGGCCUUGGAUAUGACGGCUAGGAACUUGCAGGAUCAGGCCAAGAAGGCCGGCUUGCCUUGGAGUGCGGCCAAGGGCUAUGAUACCUUCACACCUGUGGGGGAGUUUAUUGCGAAGGAUGCUAUUCAGGACACUAAUGAUGUCGAUCUGUCGUUGAAGAUUGAUGGCGUUACGAAGCAGAAUGGAAACACCCGCGAUAUGAUCUUCAAGAUCCCUUCAUUGAUCGAGUACGUCUCAACCAUCAUGAAGUUGCAAGAGGGCGACGUUAUCUUGACCGGUACCCCCGCCGGUGUUGGCCGUGUCCUCCCCGGCGAGACUGUCACCUGCGAGUUGGCCUCCAAGGGCAAGAUUGUUUCCCAGCUUCGCUUCCCUGUCAUUGACCGCCCCAACAAGGCCUAA